AGGUCGUCGUCGUCGUCGAGCUCCCGGCGGAGAAGCGACGGGGCGAAGCUGAAAAUGCGAGAAAAGUGCCGGUCGGAACCUUACGGAGAGGGCCUCACGCCGACCAUUGUCACCGUUCGUCGAGGCAGUGGAAGCAGCGUGGAAUCGUUGCAGAUGGAACUCCAAGCCUUCUCAGGUCUGUUGCGGGGUUCGGUGAGGGGUCGCGCCCGAAGAGUGAAGUCCCAGAUCUGCGAUGACGCCAUGCAGAAACCCCAGUCUGCCGGCAACUCGAGGCGGUCGCUCAACACCUUGCUGACGAAUGUGAGUUCGUCUGGUGCGACGACGGGCGCAAUGGAUGAACUGAAGCAGCAAGGCAUUCAGGCCGCUGAAUCCCUUGCCAGCGAUUCGGUGGUGGCAGGGCACUGUGCCUCCGCCGAGGAGACCACAUUUGAUGACAGCGAAGAAUGGGCUAAGAUUGAAGAUAUUGUGGUUAGUUUUGGUGGCAUCCGGUUUAAGGAACACGACCUGAGGCACAGUCUGAUAGAAGAUCGCGGCAAUCAUGCAGUCCUUUGGUGCCGGUAUUGCCAGGGAAUCUGUGUUCGUGCGGGACUAUGAGGCAGAUUUUACCAAACUUCUUGCAGGUACUCAGCAAACAUCCGAUAUGGGAACAGGUGCUCAUUGCUUUCUCACCUACUAACACACUCCUCUCUUUCUCUCUCUCUCUCUCUCUCUCUCUCUCUCUCUCUUUCUCUUUCCCUCUGUCUUUCUCUCUCUGUGUCACUUUCUCUUUCUCUCUUUUCUCUCUCUCUCUUUCUCUCUCUGCCUCUCUCUUUCUCUCUCUGCCUCUCUCUUUCUCUUCCUCUCUCUCUUUCUCUUCCUCUCUCUCUUUCUCUUCCUCUCUCUCUUUCUCUUCCUCUCUCUCUUUCUCUUCCUCUCUCUCUUUCUCUUCCUCUCUCUCUUCCUCUUCCUCUCUCUUUCUCUUCCUCUCUCUCUUUCUCCCCCCUCUCUCUUCCUCUCUGUCUGUGUGUCUGUCUAUCAAUAUUUUUUCUAUCUCUCUAUCCUUCUCUCUCUUUUUCUUUCUUCCAGUCUCUCUCUCUCUCUCUCUCUCUCACUUUCUCUCCCUCUUUCUCUUUCCCUCUGUCUUUCUCUCUCUGUGUCACUUCCUCUUUCUCCCUUUUCUCUCUCUCUCUGCCUCCCUCUUUCUCUUCUUCUCUCUCUAUCUCUUUCACUCUCCCUCUCUUUCUCUCUGUCUCCUUCUCCCUAUCUCUUCCUUUCUCUCUCUCUCUUCCUAUCUCUCUGUCUCUUUGUCUGUCUAUCAAUAUUUUUUUCUAUCUCUCUAUCCUUCUCUCUCACUUUUUCUUUCUUCCAGUCUCUCUCUCUCUCAGUUGAGUUCUCUAUCGACCUAUCUCUCCAUCUGUGUGUCUCUAUUCUUCUGUUUGUUUGUCUCCCUCUCUCUCUCUCUCUCUCUCUCUUUAAUCUCUUUGUCUCUCUGCUUAUCCAUCAUUCUAUCUGCCUACCUUUGUCUGUCUUUCACUCUCUUUCUAUCCGUCCGUCCGUCUAUGUAUGUAUGUAUGUAUGUAUCUGUCUAUAUGUGGAUGUAUGCAUCUGUAUGUAUGUAUGUAUGUAUCUAUUUGCCUUUAUGUCUCUCUCUCUCUAUCUAUCUGUCUGUCUGAUUGUCUGUCUGUCUGUAUGUAUGUAUGUGUGUAUGUAUGUACCUGUAUGUAUGUACCUGUCUGUCUGUCUAUCUGUCUGUAUAUGUAUCUAUCUAUCCGUCUCUCUCUCUAUCUGUCUGCCUAUCUAUCUGUCUGUCUGUCUGUCUAUGUAUGUAUGUAUGUAUGUAUGUAUGUACCUGUCUGUCUAUGUAUCUCUCUCUCUCUCUCUCUCUUUUUUCUGCCCCCCCCCCUCCACCAUCUAUUUGUCUCUCCAUCUGUUUACCCAUUUACCUGCUUUUCUGUCUGUCUGUCCCUCUUCUUAUUUAUCCCUCUGUUCACCUGCCUGUCUGCCUGUCUUUCAAACCUUCCUCCUCUCCCUCCCACUAUCCCCCUCUCCCUCCCCCCUCUCUAUUUA
Octopus bimaculoides (California two-spot octopus) is the source of this 2046-nucleotide messenger RNA. RefSeq lists its product as uncharacterized. Gene Ontology annotation, molecular function: protein binding. NCBI's taxonomy places the organism in Eukaryota, Metazoa, Mollusca, Cephalopoda, Octopoda, Octopodidae. The record is from RefSeq and is a predicted model, not a curated record. Gene Ontology annotation, cellular component: cytosol.